UCUUCGAAGGUUGGUGCGUGCGUGCGCGCGCUGGAGGGCAGAUUCAAUUGAAGGUGUGUCUUUCAGGACUUUUAAUUCUCAGACGUCAAUCAUGAGCACAAAACAGGUUGUGUUCAAGAAGUUGUCCCGGGACAAGUCGGUUGGCAUCUACAUGGGGAAGAGGGACUUUGUGGACCACUGUGACUUCGUGGAACCGGUUGAUGGCGUUGUGAUUGUGGACCCCAAGCUCCUCCAAGGAAAGAAAGCGUUCGUCGUGUUGUGCUGCACGUUCCGCUACGGCCGCGACGACGACGACAACGUCCUGGGCAUCAAGUUCUGCAGGGAGCUGCACCGGAGCAGCCAGCAGGUGUUUCCGCCGCUCCUGGACCGCGAGCGCAACGUCCACACCGGGCUGCAGGAGAAGCUGCUGCACAAGCUGGGCUGCAACGCUUACCCCUUCUUCUUCGAGUUCCCGGACAACCUGCCCUGCUCCGUGGCACUGCAACCGGCUCCUACGGACGUUGGCAAGAAAUGCGCCGUGGAGUUCGAAGUGAAGGCUUUCUGCGCCAAGGGCCAUGACGACAAGGUGCAGAAGAGGUCUUCCGUGAGCCUGGCCAUCCGCAAAGUCCAGUACGCCCCGGAGCGCGGGGGGAGCGCCCCUCGGUUGAGCUGAGCCGCGAGUUUCGGCGCCUCCGAGAAGGCGCUGCACGUGGAGGCGUGCUUGGGAGAAACCUACUAUCACGGCGAGCCCAUCGGUGUCCACGUGAACAUCAGCAAUGGCUCCAGCAAGACGGUGAAGAACAUCAUCGUGAUGGUGGAGCAGGUGGCCAACGUGGUGCUCUACUCCAAUGACAGCUACGCCGAGACCGUUGCCACGAACGAACACCGGACACGGGUGGAGUCGGGUGCGAGCCUGCAGGCCACGUACACCAUCCUGCCUCUACUGGCUAACAACCGCAAGCAGCGCGGCAUCGCCCUGGACGGCAAGCUGAAGCACGAGGACACGAACCUGGCCUCCCUCGAGCAUGUGAGCGCACCCUGGGAUGUCGUGAAAGACGGAGUUCUGCCGGAGGUCCUCGGAAUCCUGGUAUCCUACCGGCUGCUGGUGAGCUCGUCGUCGGGGGGUCAGUCCUAG
Molecule: messenger RNA, 1114 nt
Organism: Scleropages formosus (Asian bonytongue)
Lineage: Eukaryota; Metazoa; Chordata; Actinopteri; Osteoglossiformes; Osteoglossidae
Product: S-arrestin-like
Biological process (GO): G protein-coupled receptor internalization; signal transduction
Cellular component (GO): photoreceptor inner segment; photoreceptor outer segment
Molecular function (GO): G protein-coupled receptor binding
Source: RefSeq, a predicted model, not a curated record